AUGCCACCGACAUUAACCCUGUCGAAUACAAAAGAACAAGAGAAAAAAGUUAUAACGGCUUAUUCACCAUUCUCAUUCUUUGACGAUUCAACACAAACAACAUGUACAACACUAAGUAUUCCACAAUCACUGUUCAGCCAGGAAGCGAUAGAUUCGCUGCAAUACCCGACGAAAUCAGCUGCACCUUCAGAUUUGGUACACAGCUCCGACGGGUCACUUAUAAGUGUCUUUAAUAGCGAAUCUACUCCCUUGGCAUCGCCGACUUACACAAAUCUUGAACCAUCAUUAGAUCUACCACCUUUCGGCGAUUUCUCAUUUAUUCAACAAAUUCUUGAUAAUACUACCGUAACGACACCUAUACCUGAUCUUGACUUUGACAGUGACUUAUUUGAAAAUAUACCCGACGAUUCUAUAACAUUUGAUCAACUCCUCGAUUUCGAUCCAACAAUGACAAUUCAAGAACUUACUAAUGUUCCUAUGGAACAAUAUCCUGCACAGGAAAUAUCUUCAUCAUUACCAUUUGAAUCAUCACAUGAUGACACAACAAUUUCUUCAGUUAGUUCACCACAAUCUGACUAUAGUGAACAUGAUAAUGUUAUUCAACGUACAGUGAAAAAAAGUGGUCCAGCUGGUAAAGUAGCACGCUUUGGAAAUAAACAAGUUAUUAAAUACUCAGACGAAUAUCAUACUCGACGUGUAAAAAAUAAUGAAGCAGUUAAAAAAAGUCGAAUGAAAACCAAAGAAAAACAAAAAACAAGUGAAGUACAAAUGAAUAAAUUAACAGAAGAAAAUCGCAUGUUAAAUGAUCGUGUAGAUUUAUUAAUGAAUGAAAUACAAGUAUUACGAUCACUUUACAAAGGACUUAAACCAGAUUCAACAAUGGAAAGUGGUCAAACAUUGAAACGAACUAUUGCACCGUGA
Rotaria sordida is the source of this 921-nucleotide messenger RNA. NCBI's taxonomy places the organism in Eukaryota, Metazoa, Rotifera, Eurotatoria, Philodinida, Philodinidae. The record is from the annotation of a GenBank genome assembly.